UCAGGAGAUGAGGUAGUGGAAACUCAGCGAAGUGAAAAGAGACGUCAAGUGGUGUUUACUGGACGAUAACAGAAUCCCAAACGUCUGAAAUUGAAACAAAAUCCCCAUUAACUCGGUGUAAAUGGGGAAAGGAAUGGGAAAAGGCGUCAUUGCUGAUGCUGCAGUGGAGAAAUACUUUGCUAACCUGAAAGCAAGCACAUCUUACAUCCUUGGACUUUUAGUUGGACAGGGGGAGUUUGUGGUGCAUGCAGCGAUGACCCCACUAAAGGAGGACAAUCCUGGUGGCCUGAUGAAUGAGGAUGACAAAGACUACAUCCUAGAUCACGCAGAACAUCUGAACCGCAUGGUUCCUGGAGGACUGUCUGUGAUGGGCAUGUUUGUGGUCUCCCCGUCCCACCAGACCAAAGAGAGCCAUAUGAAAAUGAGGCGGACUAUGGCUGCUGUGGAGAAUCGUGUAUCCGAGGACAGGCUUUGGGGUUUCUCAGAGGAGGACACCAAUGACAGAGUGAUGCUUCAUAUCUGCUCCAACACCAACAAGUAUCCUCUUACUCAGUCUCCACUGCUGAUGACACACACACUCAUCCACACACUCAUCCACACACAGUGA
Molecule: messenger RNA, 607 nt
Organism: Oncorhynchus masou masou (cherry salmon)
Lineage: Eukaryota; Metazoa; Chordata; Actinopteri; Salmoniformes; Salmonidae
Product: protein odr-4 homolog
Exons: 6
Coding region: 122-607 (161 amino acids)
Biological process (GO): intracellular protein localization
Cellular component (GO): endomembrane system
Source: RefSeq, a predicted model, not a curated record